This is a messenger RNA of Drosophila ficusphila, 7454 nucleotides long. RefSeq names its product DNA N6-methyl adenine demethylase. The record is from RefSeq and is a predicted model, not a curated record. Gene Ontology annotation, cellular component: nucleus. Lineage: Eukaryota; Metazoa; Arthropoda; Insecta; Diptera; Drosophilidae. Gene Ontology annotation, biological process: regulation of transcription by RNA polymerase II. Gene Ontology annotation, molecular function: zinc ion binding; DNA-binding transcription factor activity, RNA polymerase II-specific; RNA polymerase II cis-regulatory region sequence-specific DNA binding.
UUAGAACAGGUAGAGACGCACGUUCCGCCUGGAAACUCGGUCUGAAGCGGAACAGGCUAGAAAGGAACAUUGCCAUUGCCAUCCAUCCAAUCCCAAUCCCCCUUCGUCAUCUCGAUAGGAAAAGCCGAAGGUUUUCCCUCGUCUCUUUUUUGAGUGUGUGUGUGUGUGUGUGCUGGCAGUUCGGAAAAUGUGCGUCGACGUCGACAGCGACUGAAAACGGCGACGGCAACGGCAACAGCAACGGCGACGAUGUAAAAUUUUAUUACCCCAAACGCAUCGAGCAGUCGGGUUUUGGACGUCCGGACUUCACCGCCGCCUCGCUGCGACGCCAGACUUUUAUUGCAGCUGCCAUAUAUAGAGUGGGCAUAGAUUCCAAAUGGUCAGGCCCGGAGAACCCAAAAACUUUGCUGAAGACGGACACAAACUUUUCCUAAGCGCGGCAUAAAAGUGCAAAAGUUUUUGUUCGCAGCGCCACACAAAACUAAAAGAAAAACUUCGCAGCCGCGCAACCCCCUUUAACUUAAAACACAAAAAACAAAAAACCAACGAAGGAAAAACAAAAGAAAAGAAAAACAAAACAAAAAUUGAAUACCCAGUGCAAUGCAAUGCAAGCAGAAGCCCACAGAAAUAUAAUAAACAAAUGCUGCAAAAGUGCGUGGUCUAAUUGAUAUAUCAAGUAUACAACCCGUAAGCCGGCUUCAGUUUACUAAAACUUAAACACUCUUAACUCUUAACACGAAGAUAUUUUUAUUCGAAGAUAUCGCCGCCGUCACGUUAACAAAACGGAGCUAAAGAGGGAAAAGCCAGGAAAAGCCACCGGGAAAAUGGCGCUUUCCAAGCGGCCCCUCACCAAGGACACGCCCUUGUCCGAAAGCAACGGCAAUCACUCCUCCAAUGGCAACGAUCACGAGACCUCCGUCAAGCGGCGCAAGCGUUGCAGUCGCGACGACGACUCCAAUCUCAACACAAACAACAAUAAUAACAACAAUAACAACAACAACAACAAUAGUAAUAGCAACAACAACUUGCCGCAGAAGAAACGCAAGCAGGGCCACAACAUCGCCGACAGUCCGGAGAGUCCUGCGAACUGCGGCGGCGGCAACCUGCCCGCUGCUCCGCUGGCAAAAAGCAACAACACGGACGCGGAUCAGGACGACGAGACGCUCAUCCGCGAAACGCAGGCAGCCCUGAAGAGCCUCUCGGGCAGCUGGCCCGACUCCCGGGGCAAUCUGUACAGGCUGCAGGAGCUGCAGGACGAGAAUCCGCCGCCCUUCCAGAAUCUCUUCGAGGAGAAGCAAAAACAAAAGGAGAACGAUCAGGCGCGUUUAAACGCCAGUGGCAUCGGCCAUUUGGAGCGCAGCGGCAAGAAGUCACCCGAGGAUCACGAGGAUCACGAGCUGGAGGACACCGCCUCCUCCUUGGCCGGAGGUCAGGGAGUCUAUGCCCAAGCGGCGUCGGCCUUCAAGCCGCCCAUCGACAUCAUCAAGCGGAACUACGUGGCCGCCGCUCAUGCCGCUCAUUACAGCGCCUACAAUGCGGCCGCUGCAGCCGAGUCCGCCGCGGGAUUGGCCUACUAUGGCUAUGCCGCUGCCGCAGCCGCCAGUCAGCAGCAGCAACAACAGCAGCAACAGCAACAACAGCAGCAGCAACAGCAACAGCAGCAGCAGCAGCAACUGAGUACCGCCUUCGAUAUUGCCAGCCAGUUGAGCGAGAAGCAGCCGCGCGCCAAAGAACCGAUGGCCGAUGGCAAACAGUAUACGAUCCUUCAGCCAGCGGGCGUUGGCAGUCGGGCGGCGUCCGUCAUGCAGGACAUUGCCUCGCGCGAGGGCGUUGUGGGUGUACCGCUCGUGGCCACGCCCCCAUCGACGGCGGCCAAUAGUCCGACAGCGGCAGCGGCAACGGCAGGACCUUCAACGCCAUCGACACCGGCGCCCAGUUAUUCGCCGGGCAGCCAGAAUCGCGCCGAACUGGAGAAGCACGAGAAGGAACUGCAUCCGCUGGACAAACUGAAGCUCGCCUCCAACCACUAUCUGAACAACAACAACAGCAGUUGCAUCAACAACAACAACAACAACAACGUCAGUGGGAAACUGAGUGGCACAACGAUGCCGAUUAUCAAAUCAGAGUACAGUCCCGUAGCCAGCAUCAAAUCGGAGUACAAUAAGAGCCCCAUGCACUCGUAUCUCUCGGGGGACGCGGCCGCGCCCGUUCCCUCCACCCCCAACUCCUCCUCCUCCUCGGGGAGCGCAGCCCAAGCGCCGCGUUCCGGAUCGGCGAGCGGGGCAGCAUCAGCGGUAUCGGUAUCGGUGUCGAACGGUGAGAACAACCUGCACGCCCCGCACCUCAGCCGCUUUGUGGGGCUCCAGAGUCCGCCGCACCAGCCGCACCUCAAUCCGCACGGCCACCACCAGCAACAGCAACAACAGCAGCAGCAACAGCAGCAGCAGCAACAGCAGCAACAACAGCAACAACAGCAACAGCAGCAGCAGCAACAGCAACACACGCUGCACCAGCAGCGAGGACCCUUCAUCGAGGGCAACGACGUCUCCGAUCCCUCGACCACUUAUCACUCGGAGCACCAGCAGCAGCAGCAGCAGCAGCAGGCGGACGAGCGGCAGCAGCAGUACGAACAGAUGCGGCAGCAGUACGCCCAGAGCCACGUGAGCGUCGGUCCCGGUGGCGAGUUAAUGGCGCCCAACGUGGGCGAGUUGUCGCCGGGAACGGCGAGAAGCGCCUACGAGGCGGCGGGACAUCCGGGCCAUGCCGGCCAUCCCCAUCCGGGUCAUCCGCAUCCGGGACACCCGCAUCCACAUCCGCCCGUCUCGCUGAGCUCCCUCAGCUCGCCAGCCUUCGCCGUCGACGCGGUGACGGCGGCCAGCGGAGCGGGAUUCGAGCGGUACGAUCCGAGCGGCGGCGUCUGCUGCCCGAGCAACGGACAAAGGGCCACCUCGGCAUCGGCAUCGGCAUCGGUGGCAACGGCAGCCGGAGCAUCGGCGGCGGCGGCCGCCUACCACUAUCUGCCCCAAACCACCGACGAGAUGCAGGCCCAGCAGCAGAAAUACCUGCAGGAGCAGCAGCUCAUGCUGGCCAAGGCGGAGCACGAGGAGCUGGCCAACGGCGGUCAGCCGCUGUAUCCGCGACCCAUGUAUCACUACGAUCCCACGAUGGGACCCCUGCCGCCGGGCUUCUCGGCCAUCAAUCUCUCCGUGAAGAUGGCCGCCGCCCAGGCAGCAGCUGCAGCGGCCGCCUACCAGAAUCAGCAGCAACAGCAACAGCAGCAGCAACAACAGCAGCAACAGCAGCAGCAACAGCAGCAACACCACCAGCAACAACAGCAACAGCAGCAGCAACAACAUGGCAAGCAGAGCAGCUCGCCUGCACCGAAUGUCGGCGGUGUGCCGGCGGUGGAUCUGAGUGGCUCCACCUCGGUGACGAGCAGCAGUCCGCACGGUUUCAACUCGCCAGCCUCGCACAACCAGUACACCGCCCAGCGGAUGGGCAACGGCAGUCCGCAGCCAGGAGCCAGUCCGAACAUCGCCAGUCCCCAGGUGCCCAGUCCCCAGGGACAGACGCUGGACCUCAGCGUCACGCGCUUGCCACAUAGCAUUAUUACGAGUCCACAGUACGGCGCCGAUGGCCUGGUGGUCGGUCACGCCCAGGGUUUCGUGAGUGGAGCGACAGGACCUCUGGGUCCUGGCAAUGGCGGACCGCCGCGUUCGCCGCAAAUGGAACCGGUGGACUUCAGUGGACCGCCACGACCUCUGGGUUUUGGAUUGGUGGGUCACAUCAGCGGUCCGCGACCCUACAGCCGCGAAUCCACGCCGGACAGCGGUGGCUCCCACUAUAUUGAAACCUAUCGGGAUCCCAGUGGCUACUCGCCGCAUCCCGGCUACGGGAUGGUGGUGCAGUCGGACUAUCCGCCAGCUGGAUACCACGGCUACGGCCCGGCUGCCUACCAGUGCAGCAAUCCGUACGCCACGGCCGUCGGUCCCGGUGGCUAUCCCACGCCCGUUUCCGGCGGAUACUCGCCCAGUCCGGCCACCUGCUACUCGAUGCCACCGCCGCAGCACAUCCCGCAGCACGACAAGUCCAAGGACGGAUUGACGGGCUGCUCUCGCUCGGACCGCAACCAUCUGCAAUCGCACUCGCAGGAGCUCAAGUGCCCAACGCCGGGAUGCGAUGGCUCUGGCCACGUGACCGGCAACUACUCCUCCCACCGCAGCCUCUCCGGCUGUCCAAGGGCCAACAAGCCGAAGAGCAAGCCCCGCGAUGGCCAGGACUCGGAGCCGCUGAGGUGCCCCAUUCCGGGAUGCGAUGGCUCCGGCCACUCCACCGGCAAGUUCCUCUCCCACAGAAGCGCCUCGGGCUGUCCGAUUGCCAAUCGUAACAAGAUGCGAGUCCUGGAGGCCGGCGGCACUGUGGAGCAGCACAAGGCCGCUUUGGCAGCUGCCACGGCAAUGAAGUUCGAUGCGUGCACCACGGUGGGCAGCCAGGGCAUCAAGAAGCCCAAGUUCGACGAGGUCACCAUGGUCUAUCCCAAGGGUUAUACAGGCGGCAGCGGACUGGACAUAGUCAUGGGCGGCGUGGGGAGCUCCGUUGGACUGGGUCUAAAUGUCGGCAUCGGGGUCACCAGUAGCAGCAGCAGCAGUGCCGGCGGUAGCAACAACACCAGCGGUAGCAGCAACACCAGCGGAUCCGACAAGAAUCCAUCGGUGGGCGGCGGUGGUCCAUCCACGGGCGCCGCCGGAAGCGAUGACCUGAACACCCUGGAGGCCGAGAUCUCGGAGCUUCAGCGGGAGAACGCGCGGGUCGAGUCGCAGAUGAUGCGACUCAAGUCGGACAUCAACGCCAUGGAGUCGCAGCUGAGCACCAGCGAUCGGGAGGCUUCUCCACUGAGCGGCCAUCAGCAGCAACAGCAGCAGCAGCAGCAGCAAAGCCAGCAGCAGCGUUCCUCGGUGGCUUUGGCCUCGCCCAGCGGUCAAUCGCCAUUCGCCAGUGUGAGCUCCACCAGUGGCACGUCCACCGUGAGCGGGGGCGCCACCACCGCUGGCAACAACAACAGCAACGGCAGCACCGCCAAUGCCAACGAUCUGAACCACUCAAUCAGCAAUUUAGCGCCCAGUUCGGGGAGCAAUCCGAACCAGACGAUUGAUGGAGGAGCCCCACCGAAUAAUCUGAACAACUACUACGAGAGCCUGAGGAACAAUGUGAUCACGCUGCUGGAGCAUGUGCGUCUGCCGCCGCCACCACCGCCGCCACCAGGUGCAACCACAAGCGGAUCGACGUCCGGCUCCUCCUCGGUGGUUCACGGCCUGGACAAUGUGUUGGGUGGUGUGGGUGGCGGGGGUCAGCUGGUGACCGGAGGAUCCCUGGAGCACGCAGCCUACUCAACGCUCCUGCCGCCACCGCCACCACCGCCCACUUCGGGUGGUGCAGCUUCAGCCGCCGGUGGAGGAAUGUACGGUGGUGGAGGAGGCGGCGGCGUUGGUGGUGGUCACCAAGGUGGCAACUCGGGCAACAGUGGAGCGGUGGGUCCACCGACGGUACCGCCACACCACUCGCAUCCUUACACGGUGCACCAUCCGGUCAGCUAUGCCCAUCCGCAUGCCCAUCCGCACGCACAUCCGCAUCCGCACGAGCACUUCGACUCGUACAUCUCGAAGCUGCAGUCGCUGUGCGUUCCCCCAGAUGUUUAUGCCCUGCCCGAGGACUCGGAGCGACCCGUCUACAACUCGGUGAAGCCCUCGAUGCACCAGGACUACGGCAAACUGAUGCCGACGCCCAUCUAAGAGCGAUUAAUCAGCGAUGCCAUAGCCCUAAGCUGGUGACCCCAAGAAGGCCGCAGAGCCACAGAUCCAUAGAUCCAUAGAUCCCGUCCAGGGCUCAAAAACUGUAACAGCAACUGUAAAUACCUAAAUGCGAGCAGUAAAACGAGGGAAGCGAGUGAGGGGUUAACAGGUUAAACUGGCGUUAUUCAUAGGCCUGACUUCAAGGCAGACUAUACAAGUACGAAUAAAAACUGGGGUCACGAUGUCGGGGUCACCCCACCCGGUCACCCCUGCCCGUGCACGACCCGUUAGCUUAUACAUUGAACUAGUUGUUAGUUGGGAUAUCGGGACACCGCUAGUCCCAGUGUUUAGUACUUAGAACUGUUCCACAUCCUAGAUCCUAGACGCUUUCGUCGUGUGUUGAUAGCAACUCUGUAUAAAACAAGAAACGCAAAACCGAAACAUAAGUGUGUAAUUCGAUUAUAAAUUGCAAUUUUUUUUGUCUGUAUCAAAUACUAAAAACUAGAAGUUAUACAAAUCGAUAUAUAUAUAUAUAUAUAUAUAUAAAUGAUAAAAGAAAAACCCAAUUAUAUGUUUAAACGUAGGGCAUUUGUUUGGUGUUAAUGUCUGGUCAAUUUUUUGCAUACGGAACGCAAGACGUUCGCAACUAUUAAUAGCCCCUGCCCAAUAAGCCCACGUAGUACCCUUUAGCCCAUAUCCCCCCGCAGGCUAAGUUUAGUUUAGUGGCAAAGUCGAACACCAAAAGUGGAAAAACUAAGUAAAAUACACAAACAUAUAACAUGCAAAUAUAAUCAGUACUUUAAUUAGUGGAUGUAGUUGUACGAGAUUUUUUUUUUUUUUUUUUUUGUGUAAAAUGUAAUAGUAAUAUCAGCGAAUAUCUAAAACUAUAAUGGGUAAGUGUGUGUGAAAGGAAGUGAGAGUUUUGGGUGGCGCGAGGUGGCAUUACAUACAUACAAUCGGAAAAAAGGCUAAACACGCGUACAUAUGCAGAUUAUAUCAGUGUGUGUGUGUGUAUGUGUGCAUGUCUGCUUCUCUGUAGGAUCGUAAGUUUUAAUGUUACCCCUUACGAAAGACCGCAGAUUCUAACAAAGAGAACGAAGAACGAAUAGAUUAAAAUUCAGUGCAAUACAGUCAACCAAAUGAAAUGGCGAAACCGGAAACCAAAAUCGUAAUAAACUAAUUGUGUAAGCUUAAGUAAACAAAAAAUGUAGUUGAGCAAAAUGUCACGUUUUUUUUUGUAUUGUCAUACGUCUAAUCUUAAACUUAACUAUAACUAAAGAAAAAGAUAUAAACCGUAGAACGAAGAAGGAACCCCCAAAACCGCAAGGUAAUUUAGACGAAUUUUAAAAAACAAAAAACAAAUUGAAAAAGUUGAAAACAAAAAAAAAUUACGACGAAAAAGGCGAGAGAGAGUAUGAAAAUAAAUAGCAGGCUUAAAAGAAUCAUUGUACGUAAUGAAGUAAUGCAUUACGAUGAUUAAAAUAAUUACACUAAACUAAACAUAAAUCUAAAAUACAUAUAUAUAAUAUAAUAUUGUAUUGUAUUGUAUGACAAGAAACAAUUCUGUAAUUUACAACCGAAAAUAUUUUAUGUGAUCAUUGUCUUUUUUUUUAAUAUUACAAGAAAUAAAUAAUUCGAAUACCAAAUAAAGGAUAUACACAAUAA